GACUUUGUCCUGUGAACUUCGUCGCGCUGGAAAGUCCUUUGAAACUUUCACAUUUCUCCUUUUUUGGUGUGAGUGCUACGUGUUUUGUGUGCGCGCUUCUGUGUGUGUGUGUGUGUGUGUCUGUGUAAGGGCGCCAAGUUUUGUCGGUGAGACUUUAGCCACCAGUAAACAACAACAAAACAGAGACAUUGACAAAAAAAAAAAAGGAAAAGGACAAAGGACAAUUGAGCCUGCGGCCAGGGAAACCGCAAUCAAAAAUUGUAAACAAACUCUGGAAAUUGAGAAAAAUCAACAAAGGAAGACGACGCCGCCAAGUAGGCAACGAUUCCGCUGCUAGCCAACAUGGAAAUGGACGUUAAUCGCCCGACCGGCCGCCAUGGCAACCUAAUGACCAUUUCCGCCCGCUGCUCCAACAACAACGAGCAGGCCGUCCUAGCAAACGCCACGACAUUGGCAGGAAGUGAGCCAACUUCCGGCGGCUGUUGCGGCAUCUUGAGCCGCCUCCUGUGUGUGAGCCGCCAUAAGGCCACCCAAUCGGUGGCAGGCACCGGUGAUCCCCUUUCCCAGCUGCAACUGCAGCGCAAAGGAGCAGCAACAACAACAGCAGCUGCUGCUGCUGCUGCCAUUUCCGGCCAACGACGCCGACGCACGCCGCAGGAAAUCUACUUCGAGAGUCGCGGCAAGUCCUGCAAGAAGCUAUUGAAAUUCAAUGGUAAUUCCAACAAGAUAUUGCUGUACCCCGAGGAGGGUUGGGCGAGGACGGCAUCGUCCAGUUACUGGACCAUCACGCCCUGCUUUUGGCAGCCCAAUCGCUGUCGCAUCGUGGAGUGCUCCGGAACCCAGCGGCGCGCGACAAAAGCACGGAUGCUGCCGCUGGAGCAGCAGGGCUCCCUCCUGAUUGCCGGACACUUUCGCCGGACAACGGCCACGGACGGGGGGGCCUCAUCGCCGGCGGGGGGCGGGGCUCCGGGCUCCAGAUCGGUGGCUGCCACGCCCACACCUGCAACACCUGCCACUGCAAAUGCGGGGGCAGCCGCAAUCCGGACGGGGGCAAUGGGCUGUGACAAGUCACAGCCCGCGUGGAACGACGAGUUCAAGCUGUAUCUGACGUCCAACAUCUCGAUGGAGGACUACAACAUGGGCUACUGCCUCACCGGAUUCGUGGAGCGCCGUUGCCAGGUGACAAACACCUUCCAGAUGACUCACUUUGCGGUCAUCAAGCGCCAGUGGCCACCGUCGCCGUCCAAUUUGGGCAACUCCUAAGGCCCCUGAGACACACCCACUUUUGUAAUUGUGAUCCGAUCUUUUGUUUCGAAUUGGAAGCAAAAUGAAAUUAUAUAAAAACGACUCUAGCUGUUUUCAUUUUCAGAGAGUUUGAGGAAAUUUAACUGGCGAAAUAUUUGCUUAUUUACAGCAAGCCAAUUAUAUUAAAUUGCUUUUCCAGAAAAAAUUACAUUCGUUUAUUUAAAUUUUAAAUUAAAUUUUAAAACUUCAGAAAUCAUUUGAAAUUUGAUUUUUUGAGUACUUAGAUAACUAAGGUUUCUAAAGCGAUUUUAUUACUUUACUACUUUUCUAUUCUUUUUAUAAAACAAUACAAUUGUAUCAAAAAUUUUGAAAGUGAAAAUAGCUUCAUGUCUUAUAGAUACCAUUUAAGUUGUUAGCAUUUAAGUAAAGCCAAAUCUUUGUUGUGCAAUCUUGAACUAAAAUCAAAAGAAACUUUGGAAAAAUCUAUAGACAAUGUAAAAAUAAAUUUCGGAGGCCUCAGAAACCGAUAGCCACUAGAUCAUAAUGCUUAGAAAACUAAUGACACAAAGAAUCUUUAAGGGCGUACAGUAUUUGCUCUAAUUGAACGAAAUUUUCUGCAUGUUUAGUGCGUAAAUUGUAAUUUUAACUAAAUGUGCAAGAGAAAACCGAAAAAAAUACGAAAACUAGAAAACCAAAACAAAAACAAAAACUUUACGUGUGCUUUCAAUGUUGUGUAUUAUGAAAAACGGAAACAAACCGAAAAAAAACCAAAUACUAGUAACUGCUAAAUGCUAAUUGAAACUAAACCGCUUUGCCAGCUCAAACACAAACACACAUAGGCACCCACUCACACACUCGCACACUUAAGCUUGGGCAGCUACUUAAUGCUUCAAAAAAGUGCAACAAAUUGAAACUUGUGCUUGUCGAAGCAUGUGAUUGUGAGUGCUCCACUAUAAGCUGCUAUAGUAUAUUUACGAGCCUGUGUGCGUAUUCGAGUAAUGGUGUGUGUGUGCGUGUGUAUGUGUGAGUGUGCUGGUACUCUUUUCUACUACAUACAAAUAUGUACUUUAACGGCCAUGUUUGCGAAACCUAUUGCCUUUAAGCUUUAAAAUAUAAGCUCAACUCAACGCAGGCAAACAAGUCAACAGCUUCGAGCGAUGGCCAUUGGCACUAAACAGCAGCUUAAUAACAACUGAACAUCAAACUCAAUUAUUUAACGAGCUGCUUAGGAAAAGCAAACAUGACUUUCGCUUUAAACUUUAAUGUUGUCAUAAUUAUGGUUUUCUUUAAGCUGAUUACUUGAAUUUGAACAAAACAAUAUCAUUUUCUGCAGGUUGCAUGGUCACACUGCGCCUGAAGUGUUUUUCUUUGUGGUUUGGCCACACCGCACCGCAAAUUGACCUUUCUGGUCUAGUUUUGUAAUAAAUUAAAAGUACUGCUGAUUAGUGUCACCAGCCAUUGAGCCUAGUCUAUAAACGAAGUUUGUCAACUCUACGCUAAUCUAAGAAACUAAGCCCCCAAAUCUCUCUAUCUCUCUCUAACUAACACACCCACUGACCCACUCAUGCUACGGCUCUGUCCCUCUCAUUCACUCACUUUGAGCAUGAUACGCAACGUAUAUCAACAAUUCGUCCAAUAAUUGGAGACUUUCGGCGCCACAAAUUGCCAAGUGUCAAGUUGGCAAGGCCAGAGCUCCAAUUGCCAAAAACCCUAAGUGUUAAAAAACAAAGAAACCAAAACGUAAAGAAAACCAAAGCUAAGUCAAAACUCAAUGUAGUGUCUAAGUGAUAGUUUAAAAAUCAAUAUUUACAAGCUAGAAAAUAAAUCUAUAUAUAAAUAUAUAUAUAUAUAUAUAUCUAUAUAUUUGUGUGUAGGCUAAACAUUUUUUCGUAUAUAUCGGUGUAUUUAUAUAACUGUAUUGCGAUUACAUAUACAAUAACAUUUUUGCUGUAGUUCGCAUAGCUCGCUUUUAGGCGCUUUUACACGCAAGCGAAUAAGGCCGACAACCUCUCGAAUCUCUUAUUUGCUUCAGACAGAUCUCCCUGCCACUUUACUCCUAAAACUAAUUGAUAUUUAAGUAUCAGGUACCUGCCAGAAUCAACAACAAGAACAACAACAAAAACAACCAAAUAAACAAGAUAAAUAUAUCAUAAAUAUUUAUUGAGCAAUUAUGUCU
This is a messenger RNA of Drosophila elegans, 3421 nucleotides long. RefSeq lists its product as uncharacterized. The coding region runs from base 343 to 1263 and encodes 306 amino acids. The record is from RefSeq and is a predicted model, not a curated record. NCBI's taxonomy places the organism in Eukaryota, Metazoa, Arthropoda, Insecta, Diptera, Drosophilidae. The transcript is spliced from 2 exons.